This is a messenger RNA of Solenopsis invicta (red fire ant), 2554 nucleotides long. RefSeq lists its product as uncharacterized. Lineage: Eukaryota; Metazoa; Arthropoda; Insecta; Hymenoptera; Formicidae. Gene Ontology annotation, cellular component: Las1 complex; preribosome, large subunit precursor. Gene Ontology annotation, biological process: maturation of LSU-rRNA; maturation of 5.8S rRNA. The record is from RefSeq and is a predicted model, not a curated record. The transcript has 6 exons. Gene Ontology annotation, molecular function: endonuclease activity. Bases 366 to 2306 code for a protein of 646 amino acids.
UGCUUAAAGCGGGAUAGAUAUACAAUUAAACAGUAGAGAAAGAAGAAGGAAAGACGAAGAACAGUACAAAAAGUUAGCUAAAAUGAAGCAAAUUCAUAGUCUGUUCCCAUAACUAAUCGAUAUCGCAGUUUGCGAUUAAGAUCUGUUGUUAUUUUCCUAUUCUAUCCAUUUCCUUAUUUAUUUGGUCACCACCGCCGAACAAUGUAUAUUUAUACCAUUGUUACCAUCAUUUUACUUUAAUUAUAACUGAGUAAAUAUUGAUUUCUUUUUUGUACAUUUGGGAACUGAGACAACCCAACCUAAACACGUGGUGCACGAGAGGCACGUGGUGUGAUACGUAAACAUCGGAGCGAGCACAGGCGGGCAUGGCGAUGUCCGGGAAACAAGACGGUGUAAAACAGGUGCCGUGGUUAUCUCCGGCGGAAUGGCACGACGUGUACAGGCGAAUUUACUCCAACGACCCGGACGAGCAGAUGAGGGCCUACGAGAUGCUCUUGGUGUGGAAAGCCAGGAUGCCAAAAUUACCAGUAGGCGUGGACUGCACUCUGUCAAUUUUGCAAGUGUGCCUCCGCGAUCGCGAAUGGACAUCCAAGAUUGACAGCGGCGAGUUGCCUAUGUACUGCGAGAAUGACUUGAGCCUGAUGUACUCGACUAUAAUAAUGAGAUUCUUAAACCACUUCUCUAACAUAGGACACAUGAAGCAGACGUCCAUGUUUAAGAUCGCCAGCCAACUGAAAAUCCCAGAGUGGAUAGUUGAGUUAAGGCAUGAAACUGCUCAUGGACACGAAUUGCCAUCCAUUGGAGUACUAAGAAUAGCAGUUAAUAUAUUGCUGCAUUGGUUGCAUGAUGAAUAUUGGGCACCUGAGGCACAUGCGAUGGAAAAAUGUUACACGAAAGAAGUUGAAGAGGAAGAAGAACCCGAAGUGCAGGACUUUACUGAUGUGAUUGAACUUUGGACAGCUGUUAGCUUAUAUGCUAAUGUUGGUUAUAAUUUAGUGUCGGAUUUACCGGAGACGCAUUUACGGGAAAUAUUGCAAGAAUUACGCACAGACAUGCUGAUUCAGUAUAAAAAUAAAAUCUUAGACAAUGACGAGAAUGAAUAUAUAUCUGUUUAUAAAAGAACUAUAAAGAUUAACAAAGAAUAUAACUUACAAACUGCACAAGCUUUACUUUUAGCUAAGAUAACUGUAGAUUUAAAUGAAUUUUCAAGUACAAUGUAUGAGAAGAGCGAUGCAAUUUGUAACGCGUUGUGCAACAAUAAAGUUUUUCUGCCACAUUUAGAUGUCGUGAAAAUUUUUCAACAGAAAGAAAAGAGGAAUACUAAUCUGAAAAGGAAAAUUUUAUUACCCGAGAUACUUCGAUUUUGGAAAGACAUCAUUUUCUUAUUGCAUAAAAGAGAGAUGUUAGAGACACUGUUGUUCAAAUUGCUGGAUAUCGUGAACCAAGAACGUGAAGAUAAAGAGAAAAGAAAUCUCGCUGCCUUAUGGAUAAGUUCUAUCUUCUAUAGUUUUGUUCAACUAGAUAUUGUUCAAAGUAUUUCUCAUACCAUAGAAUAUGAAUUACAAAAGGACAACAAAAAACUAGACACAAAAACUUUAAGUAAGCAUCUCAAAGAACACAUACACUCUAAACAUCCAUACUUGCAGAAUGUCCUGUGGCUGGAUAUAUCGAGUACCAUACCGCACUUUCUUCUUGAUAUCAAUUUUUUAUCAAGACUUAUAUUAAAUAUAAACGAAUUCUCUGCAAUAUUCAUAGAACCCGUUUUGAAGUUAUUUACACCAAGAAUAGAUGCACAAACAAAAAGACAUUUGUUAAAUUUGAUUCAAAUUUAUAUAUUCCAAAAGGAUGAUGGUGAAGACAGCAACAAUGAAGUUGAUAAAAUAUUUAGUGUCCAGGAUUUUGAUCUAAAUCUAACGGAAAAUGAAGUACAGAUUCAUAAAAUAAAACCUACGACUAAAAAGAAAACUACUGAUUUGUUGGCAGAUCAAAUGAUUCGUAAUUUACAUUGGAAACAAGCAUGUGAUGAUUAUCAAUGGGUUGAAUGCCCCAUUGGAUUACUGCCGUGGCAGGUAGACUCAUUAAAGAGUUUGGAACCACUUAAACUGAAUCCAUCAAAGCUUCCUGUGUCAGUUUCGGAUUCUCAAAUAAUCGCCGGUAUCAUAAAUCGUAAGAACUUGAAAAUGCGAAGUCGUAUCAACUGGAACGACGUAUUGCGGAAAAAAAGAAGAGUAGAGAAAAAACGUAACAAAGGUGUCGCAGAUGUUAUAAUGAACAGAGCAUUAGAGAUUGCCACAAAUCAGACAUAAUGCAGAUAUUGUGACGUAAGAGAACAUUAUUGUUUCUUACAUUAAGCUCCAAUAAAUAAGUUAUGUAUACAUAUAUUUACAUAAUAAAAUUUAUAAUAUGAAGUUAUCUGUCCGUAUUUAUAUUAUCAGCGAUAAAUAUGAUGUAUGAUUGAAAAAAUAAUCUGUGAUAUGUUGUAGAGAAAAAAUAUGAAAGUAUGUCGUUACUUAUUUGAACGUAUUUGCAAAUAAAUUGUAGACAUUAAUAAUCA